AUGGUGGUCUCUAGAGAUAUCCCUUCUUCAGCAUCAAUGGUCUCUAGUUACGCAUCAAUGAUGGGAUACAUCACGAUAAUCAGACCAAUGAUUAACACAAUCAUCCCACGUCCAGUUCAAAACUUCGUCGUCUCUUAUCUCAAGUCCUUGGCUGGCUCUCGUUCAUCGACUCUCACGCUUACCAUCGAUCAGUUGUCCUCAAUGUAUAUUCACGACGAUCUUUACAACGCUGCUGAGGCUUAUCUCUCCACCAAGGUAAGUCCGACUUCGGUCAGGCUAACUAUGGCUAGAGACCCAAAGGAGAAGAAAGUCAAGUUAUACCUCAGUGACGGAGAGGUUGUCUCCGAUGUCUACAAUGGUGUUAAACUUAAGUGGAAGUUUUUUGCUAGCAAAAAUAAGAAUACUAUGGUCGAUGAGUAUGGGAACCGAUAUCAUGGAAACUUCAAUAGGGAAUAUUUCGAGCUGAGCUUCGACAAGAAACACAGAGAUUUGGUGGUGAACUCUUACAUACCUUACGUGGAGAGCAAGGCAGUGGUAGUUAACAGCAAGCGCAGAAUCCUCAAGAUGCAUUCCAACUUGCAUAUGUCCUGGAAAUCCGUGAACUUGAAGCACCCUUCAACAUUCGACACCAUGGCUAUGAACGAAGAUCUUAAGCGCUCUGUGAUGGAAGAUCUUGACAAGUUCGUCGGAAGAAAAGAUUAUUACAAGAGAGUUGGAAGGGCUUGGAAGAGGGGUUACUUGCUAUACGGUCCACCAGGGACAGGGAAGACCAGUUUAGUGGCAGCUAUGGCUAACUACCUUAAAUUUGAUAUCUAUGAUCUCCAGCUCGCAAGCGUGAAAGGAGACGCCGAACUAAGGAAAUUGCUGCUCACCACUAUGAACAGCUCGAUUCUUCUUGUAGAAGACAUAGACUGUUCCGUGGAUUUGCCUACAAGGUUGCAACCUGUAUACGUAACCAAUACAAACAAAGGGCUCAGAAAUUUUGGUGCUCCCAAGGUAUCAGCACCAUUGACGUUAUCAGGACUUUUAAAUUGCAUUGAUGGUUUAUGGUCGAGUUGUGGAAACGAACGCAUAAUAGUAUUCACGACGAACAACAAGGAGAAACUCGAUCCAGCAUUGCUCAGACCAGGGCGUAUGGAUAUGCACAUUUACAUGGGACAUUGUAGUUUUGAGGGAUUUAAGACAUUGGCGUCUAACUAUUUAGGCCUGUCUAACGAAAAUUAUGACACUCACCAUCUCUAUCCGGACAUCAAGCAUUUGAUUGAAGGACAAGUGGUGACUCCGGCUCAAGUCGCUGAGGAACUAAUGAGAAGUGAAGAAGGUGCUGAUGCGGCGCUUGAGGGUUUGGUAAAUGUUCUCAAGAGAAAGAGGUCAGAGCAAGAGAAGUGUGAAGAUGAUGAGUCUGCGAAGAAGAUGAAGAAACUUGGAGAAGGAGAGAAAAGUAUUGCCGACGUUGAGGAUACAAUGAAAGUGGUGACUCCGGCUCAAGUUGAGGACGGGGAGGAACUAAUUGAUAGUGAAGAUAAUGAUGAUGACCUAGAGGAGGGUUCUAUGGAAGAGGAUCUUGAGUAG
Capsella rubella is the source of this 1572-nucleotide messenger RNA. RefSeq names its product AAA-ATPase At5g17740. Lineage: Eukaryota; Viridiplantae; Streptophyta; Magnoliopsida; Brassicales; Brassicaceae. The record is from RefSeq and is a predicted model, not a curated record. The transcript has 2 exons. Gene Ontology annotation, molecular function: ATP hydrolysis activity; ATP binding. The coding region runs from base 1 to 1572 and encodes 523 amino acids.